Saprolegnia parasitica CBS 223.65 is the source of this 2636-nucleotide messenger RNA. RefSeq lists its product as hypothetical. Gene Ontology annotation, molecular function: protein binding. The record is from RefSeq and is a predicted model, not a curated record. Bases 30 to 2636 code for a protein of 868 amino acids. NCBI's taxonomy places the organism in Eukaryota, Oomycota, Saprolegniomycetes, Saprolegniales, Saprolegniaceae. The transcript has 15 exons.
ACGGUCGCCGAGGAGUUUCGACGACGGCGAUGGAAGGGCUCGAGUACGACGCCAACGACGUCGAGGAGCUGCUCUCGCUCUCCGACGCCGAAGACAUUGACGCCAAUUCCCGCCGCGUCCUCUUCCCGCCGCUCGUGCUGGACCUCGAGCCGCGAGCCAAAAAAGUAGACCGCCUCAAGAAGCUCGGCGUCUUGCACAGCCCGCUUGGCGACUGGCCGCGCAACAACGUUCGGUCGCCGCCCUCGGUCGAGUGCAAGCUUGAGGCGCCCCAUAGCCCAUACGUCAAGGCCUCACCAGCGAAACUAUCCACGAAGAAGCGACACCCGACCAAGCUCCCGCCACCAAUCGAGAUGGAGACGUCACCGACCAAAUUCAAGUUCAAGACCAACGACAUCAUCAAGCACGGGGACCUCAAGGUCUACAUGUGCCGGCAUACGACGAUCCAGCCUCUCUUUUGCAUCCCAUUCCACGAGCACUCGUCCCUUACCUCGAGCCGGAAGCUCAUCGACGACCUCCUCAUGGUGGACAUGGUCGACUAUUGCUUCGUGGCACCGAACGGCAAAGCCAUCGCCAAGACGGCCGAAGGACGCUUCAGUGCCUAUUGGUUUCACCCUGUCUUGACGAUCCUCGUGCUCUCGAUUCAAAACACCCCCCACUUGUGCCAGAGCCCCGACGCACUUCGCGACGCACUCUCGCAGCUCGGCACUGACGGCCGUACGCCCACGAAAGAAAAGCCAUGGAACUUGUCGUACGUGAGCUUUGGCAACUUUAGCUCCCAGAGCCUGCGGAUGCAGACCGCGAUCAUCAAGUCGCCGAUGAGCUCCAAGAUCCGGAAGCGCCAUGCCCGCGAUGUGCUUCGGCUGGCGCUCGAGACGCCCGCACCCGUCGACGAUGCUGUGUUUGAGACAGCGCCAAACGGUGCGCUGGCCCCAAGCACCGUGCAGACGAUCCUCGAACGCAGUCGCUACGACGUCCUCGACCGGUUUUCCGACCUCGAAGUCGAGAAACGCCGAAAGCGUCAUCUGCGGCUGCAGCAAAAAACGCUGGUGCACGCGCUUGAGAUGCACAAGCGUGCCGUCCAGCUGCAGUGCUGGGUGCGCACGGUAUGGAGUGUGCGCCAAGUUGAGGUGCUGCGAGAGGCGCGGCGUCAAGCGCUCCAGGCGCAAAUGCCACCUCCGACCUCGAGCGACGGCCGCCCCCGGCGCUAUAGUAUCAGUUUGAGCCAACAACCGAUGGUCGUCGCCAACUUGCACUUUGUACCACAGUUUGGCGCGUACGAAGAAAAGAGCAUUGUCAAGCUCCAAGCGCUGCAACGCCGUCGCCUGGCACAAAAGAGCUAUCGCCAAGCGCACGCCGAAAAAGAGCUCGAGCAGCGCCACGAGAUGCUGCAAAAGACCCAAAGCGACUACGAACGCGAGGCAGCGCUGACCAAUAUCAAACGACUCCACAAAGUCGACCAAAAGCAACGCAAGGAGCUUCUCAAGGAGCACGAUGAGCAGCGGCGACAGGCCGCGAUUCUGGCGAUCCAGCGUUUGAUUCGCCGCUUCUUGGCCGUCCGCGUCGUCAAGCGCCUCCGUAUGGAGCGCAAGGCCGCGAUCAAAAUCCAGUCCCACUUGCGCAAAAACACGGCGCUCACCACACUCGAGAACCUCAAGCUCCAAUCGCGCAAGUCGAGUCUCAAUGUGUCAGGAUCGUCCGUCAACAACAGUGACAGCUACCACCCACGUCUCUUUUGCCGGCGAGUUCACUUUCAUGACACCACCAAUGCUGUCGUGCUCGUGGUGCUCACCAAGACCCAGAUCUCGCUGGUGCUCUACGAAGCCUCCUCGGCGAGCCACCCGACGGCCGUCGAGUGCACUCUAGAGACGGACGAGCUAAAGACACUCGGGCUUCUCACGCGGUCAUACUUUAUCACAGUCGGCGACAUUGACCGCCUCAUCGAAGGUCUGGUCAUGCAUCUCAUCGUUCAGCGCGGCCGCGUGCUGCUCAACCCGCGCGAAGUCCACCCGUUUCGGAACCUCAACAUUGACGCGCGGUCGCUCGUCUUGGGGACACCUGACAUGUACUUCGGGCAGCUCUACCAAAAGUGCAGCGACUGCAACAGCGCAGAGGACCUCCUUCGUCCAUUGCGGUAUGCGAAGCCGACACUGCACUACUACGUGGCAAAACGCUGCUACGUCUCGCGCUGGCACCUCUGUCUCUGCAUCGGGCUUCAGUACAGCGAGUGGAGCUUUAGCAACCUCCCAGUGCUUUCUCUCUGCUCGACCCCCCAAAAAGUGGCGAUCGCCAAACACAUGGUCCACCACAUCACGUUGAGCCACACCAACGCCGUGCGCAUCGAUGUCCGUCAACGCAUGUUUCGCCAAGCCAAGCGGCUCCGGUGCGAGACGUCGGGAAGCGUCACCUUUGCCGUCGGUCUCUUUUCAGUGCACCGUCUCGGGAUCGCGCUGCAGCUCGAGGUCGUCUUCGCCUCCGGCGACGUCCUCCAGAGCAGCGUCGCACACAACAUUCUGAAUCGGAUUGGCUACACGUCGCUCUUGGAUAUGGACGCGGAGACGGUUCAGAUCUUGAGUCGCCAAAUGCUCAGCUACCUCCGCGUCAUUGAGCACCAAUUGGUGCUGCAGAUCGACGAGUGA